GUGAAGCAUGGCAGAGGCAGUAUGAAAAUUAAAUUGAAAUUAUUUGUGAUUGUGGAAACAAGAUUAAUUAAACACAGUGUCUAUUGGGAGGUUCUUGGUUUAAGAUUUUCUCAUGUACAAACUUUUAAAUGUUUGGCCUCCAUUUCAGGAUGGGGUGGGGGAAAACACUGCAUUAGCUCAUUAUGUGGCCUCUGCAGUCCCAGGAGAAGGAGCAGAUGAUGGUGAUAGUGGGAAUGAAAGCAGGAGUGGAAGUGAAGAAACCAACAUCUGCGAAAAAUGCUGUGCAGAAUUCUUCAAGUGGACAGACUUUCUGGAGCACAAGAAGAAUUGCACUAAAAACCCACUGGUGUUGAUUGUGAAUGAAGAUGAAGCAGCACCACCUGCCUCUGAAGAAUUCCCCGAACCCUCGCCUGCUAGUUCUCCUAGUGAUCAGGCAGAGAGUGAGGCUGCUGAAGAAAGUGUUCAACCAGAGAACAACGAUAGCUGUGAGAUAAAAGAUACUGAAAAGGAAGAAGAGCCGAUGGAGGUUGAAACUUCUGUGGAAAAGAGUUUCCAGAAUCAAGGCACCUCAAACACAGCUACUCCUCUACCUCAGAUUGCUGAAUCAUCUUCCAUGACAAAUUAUAACAUGCCAAACACUAAUGUUACAUUAGAGACUCUGUUGAGUACUAAAGUGGCAGUUGCACAGUUUUCACAGAGCGCAAGGUCUGCGGCUUCUGCCAACACAAACAGUGGGGUUACCGCAAUGGCCAUCCCAAUGAUUCUAGAGCAGCUGAUGGCAUUGCAACAGCAACAAAUUCACCAGCUCCAGCUAAUUGAACAGAUCCGCAGUCAGGUGGCAAUGAUGAAUCGACAGCCGUUACGCCCUUCUCUCAACCCAAUAGUUCCUUCCCAGAAUACUCCUGUGCAAGCUUCUAACCAGCUCCAAGGAUUUGCAGCAAAUUCUGCUCUUCAGCUAACCAUUGUUCCUCCCACAAUGGUGGGACAGGCCAGUAGCAAUCAGUCUUCUGCCUUCGAAGGUUCUCAGCACAUCUCAAGGCCUACAUCUGGAGCAAGCACCCCUAAUAUAGCCAGCAAUGGCUCUUCUGCCCCAGCUGAAUCAAGUGCACCCUCCUCUUCUAAUGCAAUUACAUCAGUCACUCCUGCUUCUGCAUCAAAUACUACUAAUAGUUCUUCACAGCCCCCAAAUGCUUCAACUCCGCCUUCAGUAGGACAUGGAAAUCUCACCUCAGCUUCCAGCCUGCCAAACCCACUUCUACCUCAGAGUUCAUCAAAUAGUGUGAUCUUCCCCAACCCACUGGUUAGCAUUGCUGCAACGGCUAAUGCAUUAGAUCCUCUGUCUGCUCUUAUGAAACACCGCAAAGGAAAGCCACCAAAUGUGUCAGUGUUUGAACCCAAGUCAAGCUCAGAGGAUCCGUUUUUUAAACAUAAAUGUAGAUUUUGUGCCAAGGUCUUUGGAAGUGACAGUGCUUUACAAAUACACCUACGUUCACACACAGGAGAGAGACCUUUUAAAUGUAACAUAUGUGGAAAUCGCUUUUCCACAAAAGGCAAUCUAAAAGUUCACUUUCAGAGGCAUAAGGAGAAAUAUCCCCACAUUCAAAUGAAUCCAUAUCCUGUUCCAGAAUACCUCGACAAUGUGCCCACUUGCUCUGGAAUUCCAUAUGGAAUGUCAUUGCCUCCUGAAAAGCCAGUCACAACGUGGUUGGAUAGUAAGCCCGUGUUACCGACUGUCCCAACUUCUAUUGGGCUACAGCUUCCUCCCACUAUACCCGGUGUUAACAGUUAUGGAGAUUCUCCAAGUAUUACUCCCAUGAGCAGGUCACCCCAGAGACCAUCACCUGCUUCAAGUGAAUGCACUUCUUUAUCUCCAAGCCUAAACAAUUCUGAAUCGGGCAUUCCAGUGUCUGCUGACUCACCACAGCCAGUUCAUAGUGGCUCUUCUCUGACUAAAACUGAUCCCGUCACUCUGCCUCCCACAAACUCAAGGUUAGGAGACCUUACUGUCAGUGGGCAAGUUUGCACAGCUUCCACAGCUUCAAUUCCUACUGCUGUUACAGAUAGCAGCAUUUCAACAAGCCUCCCAAACCCUGUGCUUCCAGCAGUGUCCGACCAGUUCAAGGCAAAGUUUCCAUUUGGUGGUCUGCUAGACUCUAUGCAAACAUCAGAAACCUCAAAACUACAACAGCUAGUAGAGAACAUUGAUAAGAAGAUGACAGAUCCAAAUCAAUGUGUCAUUUGUCACCGUGUGCUUAGUUGUCAGAGUGCUCUCAAGAUGCAUUACAGAACACAUACAGGAGAAAGACCAUUUAAAUGCAAAAUUUGUGGACGUGCCUUUACUACAAAAGGCAAUCUAAAAACACAUUUUGGAGUUCAUCGAGCGAAGCCACCACUAAGAGUACAACAUUCAUGUCCCAUUUGUCAGAAGAAAUUUACAAAUGCUGUUGUUCUUCAGCAACAUAUUCGCAUGCAUAUGGGUGGACAGAUUCCAAACACACCGUUACCAGAGGGCUUCCAAGAUGCAAUGGACUCAGAGCUUUCCUACGAUGAAAAGAAUAUUGAAACACUGAGCAACUACGAUGAUGACAUUGAUGAAAAUUCUAUGGAAGAGGACCCAGAAUUAAAGGACACAGCAAGUGACUCCUCCAAACCACUUCUAUCUUACUCUGGGUCAUGUCCUGCUUCACCACCUUCUGUAAUUUCCAGUAUUGCUGCUCUGGAGAAUCAGAUGAAAAUGAUUGAUUCUGUCAUGAACUGUCAGCAGCUGACCAGUUUAAAAUCCAUAGAAAAUGGAUCAGGUGAAAGUGACCAUUUGAGUAAUGAUUCCUCAUCUGCUGUUGGUGAUCUCGAAAGCCAGAGUGCAGGCAGCCCUGCAAUGUCAGAAUCUUCUUCCUCCAUGCAAGCGUUGUCUCCUGUGAACAGUAAUAGUGAAAGUUUUAGAUCAAAGUCCCCAGGUCUUAGCAACCAGGGAGAACUACAGGACAUACAAUUAAAGACAGAAAAGCCUGAUAGCCCAUCACCUGCUACUGAAAAUGGAGGUGCUUUAGAUCUGACAUCCACCAACCCGGGAAGACCAGUCAUCAAAGAGGAGGCUCCUUUUAGCCUGCUGUUCCUGAACAGAGAACGUGGUCCCAGCCAAAGUACUCCUAGCCUGGUCACCAGCACUGCGCCUACCAUGAUCAAAAUGGAAGUGAAUGGCCACAGCAAGCCGAUCUCACUGGGUGAGGUUCCCUCGCUUCCAGCUGGAAUCCAGGUUCCUGCUGCACCACAGACAGUGAUGAGCCCAGGCAUUACUCCUAUGCUGGCACCUCCGCCACGUCGGACUCCCAAGCAACACAACUGUCAAUCGUGUGGGAAGACCUUCUCCUCAGCAAGUGCACUACAGAUACAUGAACGCACCCAUACUGGUGAAAAGCCAUUUGGUUGCACAAUCUGUGGUAGAGCUUUUACCACAAAAGGGAAUCUUAAGGUUCACAUGGGAACUCAUAUGUGGAAUAAUGCCCCUGCAAGACGUGGUCGUCGACUGUCCGUGGAAAAUCCAAUGGCUUUGUUAGGUGGCGACGCUCUGAAGUUUUCUGAAAUGUUCCAAAAGGAUUUGGCAGCACGGGCAAUGAAUGUUGACCCAAAUUUUUGGAACCAGUAUGCUGCAGCUAUCACUAAUGGACUUGCUAUGAAGAACAAUGAAAUUUCUGUCAUACAGAACGGAGGCAUUCCCCAGCUCCCAAAGUCAAAAGAGUUGCCUGCUAUUUACAUCUGUGUGUAACACUAACAUAGUGAAUGGCAAAGUCAUCAGUGAUAAAAUCAGGUAUGUGCAUAGCUCUAGGAGUACAUUAAACAAACUUGUCAUUCAGGGUUUUUCCUUUAUGUGAAGGUGUGGCAUUUUAGUUAUUUGCAGAGGUAGAGCAGUUGCAGACAUUGAAAUAGGCAUGAGGUCUCAUUCUUAAUCCACUUAAACCAGUUUUGCACCAAUGUAUCCCCACUGAUUUCAGUGGAGUGACUCCUGACUUACAUUGGUGUCUGAAAGAACAGAAUUAGGCCCUUUUGUUUUAUUUUAGAUCUCAUCAAAAUGACAGCUACAUAUAUCUUUAUAUAUAGAAAAUUUCUGGGCAACAAAUUGGUGAAUUUACAAAAGAGGAAAAAAUUGUUUUAGUGAAUCCUACCAGAUUAUAUCAAUUUAAAAGAAGUAUAAUUCUGGACAUAAACAAGAAUGGUUGUGACCUUAAAUCAAUAUAUUAACAAAAUUUGAACAUGAUUAUGAUCCUAUAAGUAUUUGAUGCUUUUUCACUCAAUUGAGGAGAGAAUUGCUAGAUUUUGAAAAUAAGACCAUGAAAAUGAAAGUGUUGCAACUAUUACAUUGGAACACAGCACGUUUUGUGAAAACUUGCUAUAAUGUUACUAUAUGGGGUAGGGAUGUAAGUAACUAGUUGACUACCUGAU
Pelodiscus sinensis (Chinese soft-shelled turtle) is the source of this 4437-nucleotide messenger RNA. The record is from RefSeq and is a predicted model, not a curated record. NCBI's taxonomy places the organism in Eukaryota, Metazoa, Chordata, Testudines, Trionychidae.